AUGGGGAUGGGCGUCGCCAAGGCCAUGCGGGGCCCGGGGGAUGUCUCCGCCGUGGGCCGGGUGCUGGAGCGCUCGCGCUCCAAGCGGUCUAGUGGCUGCGGGGCCCGCGAGUCUGCCCUGGAGGCCGCAGGCUUCUGGCGCGACCCGUCGGGCAAGUGGCAGGUGUCCGACUCGGACGCAGACCCGAUAACCGAGGGCGCGAGGGUGCCCGCCAGGCUCCUCGCGUCCAGUCUCUGGCGCACCUGCUAUGUACGCAAGUGGUUGUUCGAUGAAAGCAUUCUUCCGAUGGAAGCACGGGUGGUCCUCGUGGCCGUCAAGCGCUGUGCUCUCUUCCAGAGAGCCCACGAUUCGAGGCAGUUGAUUCUAGGUGAUAAUACGUCAGUUGUCCUUGCCAGCAGUCGUAGCAGGUGCCACGAAUUCAGGCUGCUCGCCAUCGCCCGACGCAUCCAGGCCGAUUGCCUCUCUAGGAACAUGCAAUUUCUGGUCCGCUGGAUCCCAUCUGAGUUCAACGUUUCGGACCUGGGUUCCAGGGUGUCCAGCGGGCCCGAAUCAAGCAAUCUUUUGGUAGACGAGCUAGACGCCAGGCGAGAGGCACGCCUGACCCACGAGGACGCCCAUGGGGGCCUAGUCUCGCGCCUGAUCCCGCCUGAUCCCGCGGCCCGCGCGGGGGGCGAGGCUGGGGCUGAGCCCGCCAGCUCUGCGACAAUCCGCUGCAGGGCGCAAGCGGGCGCAGAUAGACGCGGGCGGCUGCAACGAAGUCGCGACAGCGGCAGCACCACGAGCGAGCAGAGCGGAGGCAAGCGCGCCGUUCCGAAGCGGGCGGCGGCGCUGAGGAAGAAGGCUCGCCAGCGGCGGUCAAAGUUCCUGUCGGAGCCGGCGACCAGGGCCAUGGACGGCGGACUCAACUUCCUCGAGGUCAGCAGCGUCGCGAAGCCGGUGCGGGAGCGGUGCGAGAGGGAGGUGAUGGAGUUCAUAGGCUACUGCGACCGCCCCCCGACCUUUGCGCUGAGAUCAUCUACCCAAGUGGACGCGGCGCUCUCCCAGCAUUUCAACUGCCAGCUUUUCCACGGCCACGGGGCGGCCAAGGGAGAGCAGGCCUUAGCUGGCCUCAUGUACUCGAGGCCAGAGUUCGGCAAGUGGGGCCCCCAGAAGCUGCCCAAUGCCUGGCGAGCGCUGCGAGGCUGGCGCAAGCGAGCGCCCGCUCGCAGCCGCCGGGCGUGGGCCUUGGGAGUCUGGGCCGCCCUGGCGCGGCGCCUAGACGCGACCCAAGGGCUGCUGAUGUGCGCGUUCUCCUUGCUCUCGCUCAGUGCACGAGGGCUCAUCAGGCCCACGCCCGGCGUCUCCAAGAACUGGAGCAUCCUCCUCUUCCCCAACGACCGCCUCGAGAGGUCGAAAACGGGCCUGGUGGACGUGCGCAUUGCCCUCGACAGCACAUGGGCGCAGUGCCUGACUCCGCUAUGGCCGCUGCUGAUCAAGGGCGAUCCCGACGGCCUCGUGUUCACAUUCGAGCAUCUGGCCUACAUGCGUGCCUUCCAGAGCAGCGUGAAGGAGCUGGGCCUAGAGGACAGGAUCAUCCCCUACCAGACGCGCCACAGCGGUCCCUCCAUAGAUGCGUCGAGGGGCUGGCGCGCGGCGGAGGAGGUCCAGCGUCGGGGGCGAUGGAAGCAAAUCAGAUCAACGAUCCGCUACGAGAAGGGGGCCAGGCUUCAGAUCGUCUGCGAGCUGUGCGAGAGACAUCUCGCGGACAUCGUGCUGCGACGCCCGACCUAUGCCGCCGCCGCGUUCGCGAGCACAUCCAGUCUCAAGUCCUGCGAGGCGAGGCAGCUGCAGCCAGUCUUGCGCCUCCGCGCGG
This is a messenger RNA of Prorocentrum cordatum, 1852 nucleotides long. The record is from the annotation of a GenBank genome assembly. Lineage: Eukaryota; Dinophyceae; Prorocentrales; Prorocentraceae.